Populus nigra (black poplar) is the source of this 1893-nucleotide messenger RNA. RefSeq names its product CBL-interacting serine/threonine-protein kinase 14. The record is from RefSeq and is a predicted model, not a curated record. Gene Ontology annotation, molecular function: protein kinase activity; ATP binding. Gene Ontology annotation, biological process: protein phosphorylation; signal transduction. Lineage: Eukaryota; Viridiplantae; Streptophyta; Magnoliopsida; Malpighiales; Salicaceae. The coding region runs from base 413 to 1699 and encodes 428 amino acids. The transcript has a single exon.
ACAAACAGCCAGUUGGUAUAAAUAGAGUCUGGGAGAGAGAGACAGAGGCGAUAAUCCAAAUCCUUAAUCACAUCUGAUUAAUUUAGAAACUAAAUCCUAACUCAACACCCACCUAUUGUUCUGUCGAAAUUAUUUCCCUUAAUUAGUCUCUUACAUUUACGAUUUCUGGUUCCCCCCUCUCUCUCCCGGCAUCAGCACCACAUUCACUCCUCACAGAUUUUCCUUAAAACCUCGAAAAUCCAAGCUUUACAAUUUGCACGGUUACCCAUAACCUGCCAAGCAUCACAUCUAUGCCUUCCCAUUACGAAACACCAACUUCUGUGUUUCCUUCAACGAUACGGUUCUCAAUUUCCAUGCAAACCAAACACCGAGACCUCGAUCUGUCUUUGUAGCAACUGGGUUUCUUCAAACAAUGGAGCUGGUCGGAGAGACACCGCCGGCGUCAGCGGGGGAGGUGAACUUGUUCGGGAAGUACGAGCUAGGGAAGCUUCUGGGCUACGGCGCUUUUGCCAAGGUGUACCACGCGAGAAACGUGAGCACGGGUCAAAGCGUAGCCAUCAAAGCAGUCAGCAAGGCGAAGGUGAUGAAAGAGGGCUUCGUGGCGCACGUUAAGAGGGAGAUCUCCAUCAUGAGCCGGUUGCGGCAUGCGCACAUAGUCAGGCUCCAUGAAGUUUUGGCCACGAAGGGUAAGGUCUAUUUCGUGAUGGAGUAUGCCAAAGGAGGCGAGUUGUUUACCAAGAUUUCGAAAGGGAGGUUCAGUGAAGAUCUCAGCCGUCGGUAUUUUCAGCAGUUGAUCACAGCCGUCGGUUACUGUCACGCGAGGGGUGUUUUCCACCGUGACUUGAAACCAGAGAAUCUCUUGCUCGACGAGAAUUUUAACUUGAAAAUCACGGAUUUCGGUCUCAGUGCGGUUACGGAACAGGUCCGACCCGACGGGCUGUUGCAUACUUUGUGCGGCACCCCUGCUUACGUGGCACCUGAACUCUUGGCUAAGAAAGGUUACGAUGGAGCUAAGGUGGAUAUUUGGUCAUGCGGUGUCGUUUUGUUUGUCCUGAUUGCUGGUUAUUUGCCUUUUAAUGACACUAAUUUGAUGGCAAUGUACCGGAAGAUUUACAAAGGACAAUAUCGGUGCCCGAAAUGGACGUCUCCUGAUUUGAAGAGGCUGCUGUCUCGGCUUUUGGACACGAACCCCGAGACAAGGAUCACCAUUGAUAUGAUUAUUAAUGAUCCAUGGUUUAAAAAGGGUUUCAAAGAGGAGAAAAAACUUUAUUUAGAUGAAUUUGAUUUCGACAAAGGGUUCGAGGAAGAGGAGAAGUCCUUGAAUGCAUUCGAUAUAAUUUCGUUCUCGUCCGGCUACGAUCUGUCCAGGAUGUUCAAUGAAUCUGAUACUAUGAUAUUAACAGAGAGGUUUGUGUCGGCCGAGAAGCCGGAGAAAGUUAUGGAGAGAAUAGAGGAGGUUGCUAGAAAGGAGGGACUAGAAAUUGCGAAGAGGAAGAAUUGGGGGGCUAAAUUGGAAGGGUGGAAUGGUAAUUUUAUAAUGAUCGUUGAGGUUCACCGGUUAACGGAUCAUCUGGUUAUGAUUGAAGUGAAGGAAAAGAAAUGUAAAAUAGGACCUGGACAGGAAACAUGGGAAGAUAAACUGAAACCACAACUUCGAAGCCUGAUUUAUCAACCGGAACAGGCUGUUUCCGGCAACUAACGGUGACUUAACGUUUGCUGUUACUGUGGUUAGUUAUUAAUCACCAAAUACGGGUAAUUCUUUCUUAAUUACUCGUGAUUUAUGUGUAAAAUAUCAAGGUGGGGUAAACAAUUACCGGGUUCUGUGUAUUUCUUCUUUUUUUCCCGGAAUUUAUCAUCAAUUUGAUAUGGAAAAUCCUCAAGUUGUUUGUGUCU